AUGCAAACAAUCCAAUCAUUCUACCACGCCGUUUACAAUGAUUCGACAAAACCACGCGGACAGUGGAAACUUGCAAGGACUGUCGACCGCUCACACUACUGCGCCACAUUGAAACUCCCAAAUGGACAAACGAUAACGCGACCAUUCAACCUCUUGUACCCACUAGAAUUACCGUCAUCGAAGACAAAAGUCUCGGAACAUAUCACUGAGAACACCACGGGACAUCCAACGUCUACUGAUGAAAAAAGAGCAAGAAAGCCACAAAGACUUCAUCCGAUGAUCACGCAAAGCCUUAAGAGAAGCGCCUCUUCCGCAUUCCUGACAAUCAUCCAACUUCUGCUAAGCACAGCUUCUGCCGACAUCACGUCAUACACCCCACCAAACACCAAAUGUGCAUCGCGACCGCAGACAAUCAACACCAUCAUCUACGCAGAUCAAUGCAUAUCUCAAGGAAUCGCCGUAACCACUUCAAUAACAAAGGACAGGAAACCAUCAUUUUGCUGGCUACCAUUAAUGUGUCCUCUUGGACACAUUCGAAGUCCAGUGCCCAAAAUGCCAAAUACAGGAUUCUGUGGAAGCAAGUGCCCGUGCCCCUCCUGGACAACAUCCUGCAGUGCCUACAAUGGAAGACUUGCCAAAAAUUCGACAUUCAAAAACACUCCAUUCGCCAUCGCUCAUUUCAUCCCGCAUCGAGUCUGUUCAUUCACACAAGCCGAACACUGCUCAAAGGAAAGAAAAAUAGGAGCAUUCUAUCAAAUCGAGUUAUACGACAGUACUCUCAUCCUCGUCCCAGACCUCCACGUGAGGACGGCCGAGUUUCUACACAAGGACGACUACUACUGCUUCGAUCAUCAAGGAAACGAGUUUGAAGACAGAUCUCGAACAAUGAAACGUUUACAACAUGCAAUGCUGGAGCAUGACCGACGUAAUCACAGCAACAGCAGCAUCGUUGCUGAUACUAAUCUUCUGCAGAUUGCUAUCACUCUUUUUUGUCUGCUUUUGGUGGCUAACCACCAAGCUUCUCCGUUUACUGAAAAAGAUGAUCUCAUCCAUCACCCAACGGAUAGGAAACCGUCGUCGGAAAUACACUCUUCCACAAUUUCCGUCAAACUCCAAAAGAAGAACACAGAAGUUCGCACGGACCCUUCCACUCACCCUUGCACUCAAAACGUCACUGCAGCCAGCACUACCUUGUUCUGA
This is a messenger RNA of Necator americanus (New World hookworm), 1200 nucleotides long. RefSeq lists its product as uncharacterized. The record is from RefSeq and is a predicted model, not a curated record. Bases 1 to 1200 code for a protein of 399 amino acids. Lineage: Eukaryota; Metazoa; Nematoda; Chromadorea; Rhabditida; Ancylostomatidae. The transcript has a single exon.